GUAAUAAACACUGAGGAUAAAGUAACAGAAACUUUGGAAAUCGAGCGCAAGGAUAAAGCAACAGAAACGGAUGUGGUUGGUCAAACAAAGAACAAAAAGACAAAUACUAAUUGGAAAGUAAAUUUAAAAGACAAAUCUACAUCUUGUCAGUCCUUGGAAAAAGUGGAUCAGUCAACACAGUAUGAUGAUACACAUGUUAAUAGGCUGUUGCCCAGCCCACCAGUAGACCCUGCCAGAUCGGAUGAGAGACCAAGGAAAAGUGGAGAUCAAACAUCUGGGACAGAGAGCGAACAUUCUGAGGAAGAAGACGACGCCAAAGAAGACGGCGACAAUAGGGAAAGUCUAACUGGAGAAAGAUUACCAAAGCCUUUUCAUAGAAUAAACAUUUUCGGGAAAACGUUGAAGGAAAAUGUAGAAAAAGUUCCAGAAUUGCUUAAGCGCGGUUUGCGUGUCAUAAAAGGACCAAAUUAUGAUCAUGAGAAAUUGACAGCUGUUCCCGGGGACUACAUUGGAACGGUCAUCUGUGUAGAUUUUGAGGAAGAUUUACCGGAAGUUUGGGAGUACACGAAAGAACAAAUAACAAAAAUUGCUGUGUUUAGGAGAGGGAAAUCCGGGAAUGCUUUUGGGAAAGAGUAUGUAGAUAGAUUCAACAAACCUCAUUUGGUCACCAAUCAACUUAACACUUAUGUGGAAGUACAGUGGGACAAUGGACAAAGAGAGUUAUGUGCUAUUGGACCAUUGAAAUUUGAGCUGCUCGUAUACAAUACAAAUGAAAUUCAUGACAACUUCAUGUGCAAUGGAUGCAAUGAAGAGCCUAUAAUUGGUACACGAUGGACAUGCGUCACUUGUAAAUUUAGAAACCUUUGUACGUCAUGCUAUAUGGCCAAUAAAUAUAACAGAAACCAUGUCUUCCAGCGAAUAAUGAUGAAAGGUGGAAAAGGGAAAGGUUUUGGGGCCAUUGAAAGAGGCUGUCCACAGAUAUACAAUAAACGGAGUGAUUUAUCCAUUGCGAAACUUGGCUCCAAAUACAAGAGUAUCAGUAAUACAAGGAAUCAAAGUGAAGGAGCCUUGUCUUCCCCAUCUUAA
Molecule: messenger RNA, 1086 nt
Organism: Saccostrea cuccullata (small rock oyster)
Lineage: Eukaryota; Metazoa; Mollusca; Bivalvia; Ostreida; Ostreidae
Exons: 12
Biological process (GO): protein ubiquitination
Cellular component (GO): cytoplasm
Molecular function (GO): zinc ion binding
Source: RefSeq, a predicted model, not a curated record